Messenger RNA from Acanthaster planci (crown-of-thorns starfish), 2865 nucleotides. RefSeq lists its product as uncharacterized. The record is from RefSeq and is a predicted model, not a curated record. Lineage: Eukaryota; Metazoa; Echinodermata; Asteroidea; Valvatida; Acanthasteridae.
GCAUAUUGUGCAAGUGCGUCAGAGCGCAGGUGAACUGCUAUUCCUGGAUGUGUGAAACAACUUUGGGAAAGGCAGUUUAGGUUGUCAAUCUUUGUGGGUGAUUGAGGACCGAGACAACACUCAAGAUGGCCAUUCUGGACCAGCACUGCUUCUGCUGCGUGUCCCUGCGCAAGGGAGCUCUUGUGUCCACCAUUUUCUUCUUGUUGGUGGCAGCGGCCACUGCCCUAUUGUAUGUAUGGGGACUCCUUGAGCUUCUACAGAGGGAGAGCAGCUUUGACAGCAGUGCCCAACAAACCUCCAUUUUGGUUCUGACCUACAUCCUGAUUGGUCUACAUGGGGUUGUCAUGAUUCUGGCCGCCAUCAUCAUGUUCAUUGGAGCAUUUUGCUACAGCCCUGGGUCUGCGGCUUUCUUCAGCGUUGUCAUCGCCAUUGGGACUGUGAUUGAGCUGGGCUGCAUUGUGUACCUGGGAGUUAUCACUGAGAACCAGCUACAGGGCCUGGCCAGUCAACCUUAUUUCCUCUUUCUGGUCAUUUGGUUUGCCAUCCGCGCUAUCUGGAACAUGCACCUUGUGAUAACUAGUUGGUCCCUCUACCAGCAGCUCACUUCCAAGGGCUACUUGGCCGGUAAUCGCUAGACAGCACACCAAGUGGAGGCUUGUUGAUGCAUGUAUGUUACCAGUCACUCUGAAGUUACCAUGCGUCUGCCUACUAUCUCAAAAAACCUAAAAAUUCCCAUUCUAAGCAAUACACUCCAAUGAAACUAUGUAAAAUAAACACUGCCCUCAACUGACCGAUACAUGUACAUGUACACUGUACCUACAUGUACACGUACAUGUACACGUAAGACACAACCAUCCCCCAUUGUUGGUCAAGGAAUCUACUUCUCCCUGCAAGUACAGAACUUUUGAUGCUGGUAGAAUGUUUCGACAAAACCUGAAAACAAGGGAUUGAUUGUUAAGACAACCCCCCCUCAAAAAAAACGUGUAUUGUCCCUGUAUUGUUGAAUGGCUACACUGGAACUUAGAUCACGAUGAUCAUACAUUGACACCUGUGUGUAAAUAUCAUCUUUAUAUCCCUCCACAGAAAUAAGAAAUGAAUAUCAGCUACACAAUUCUCAGUGCAUCAAAAGGUGCCAGGCCUGCAUCCGUGAACAUGUAGUCUGCUAGAUUAACCAGUACAACACCAAUAGCACAGGUUUUUAUAUAUGUACAUAUGGCUAACAUUUUAAAGUUUUGUUCUUCAGAUAUCAUUAUACAACUCAGAUAAGAAUUAAAUGUUAGGUUCGGUCCUUAAAGCUUUGUCUUGAUUUUUUUUUAUCAAUAACAAAAAUACAAAUGUUAUCACAAAGUAAAACCCACACUGGUUGUUCUGUAUUGUUUAGCAUAAAAAUUUCUACAUACACAUGUGACACAACAUCCACAAGGAAAUUAUAAAUAUAUUUUUCUCCACUGAAUUCUCACUACAUGAAAAAACUGUCCUGUUAUAUGUACACAUAAGUACUGCGUAAAUACAUGCAUAUGAAACUAUCUCGGUGAAGGGUCUUUUUUACUGUUAAUAGCUAUCAUUAAGCUCAGGUGACAGCAUACGAGUGUCUGAAAUAAAUCUAAAGGGUUAAGAGGUGCGUGUAUGUGUCUUUUGAACAUUAGACUCCAGAUUAUCAAAUUUAUUAUUUACACUAAACUGAGAUAUUAUAGUCUUGAAGCCACUGUGCCGUAUCAGUAACGGUAAAUGUACAAACCAUAUCCUUUAAAAAUUGAUCGUCUAAGGUGCACAACUGUACAUUUACAAUGUACACAUGUACACAUGCAGGAGAGGUUUGAGUACACGUACAUGUGAAUGUGCACUUUUCCUGUUUUUUAUUCCACUACCGGUACAUUACAUGUCCUGCGCACUUAUGAAUCAAUGUAAGGUGACAUGCUGCAAUUUGAAAUCUGUCGACUUCAGUAUUCUGAUCCGGACAUUUCUCAGGCUGGAGGCACACCCCAAUCAAAUAAGCCAUUCGUGUAUCUAAGCACGCACGCAUUCCUUGUAUAUGGUCCUCUAUCAUGGGUGUGUUUCAGAAUCACAUACACACUCUACAUGUACAUGUACCUAACGAAUUUGUAAAAGACUGGUCGAAAAUUGUUCAUUGUCGGGAAGAACACGGCUUCAAGAACCAUUUUAAUACUUUUUCGAUGUUCAUGUACAUGUAUGUCUCUAUUUUUAACUUUACGUUGCUGAUGCUAUGCCCUAUUGCUUUCUAAGUAUAAGACAGUCAUUACUGGAGAAUGGUAAUGAAAUUGGGAAUAAAUGAAAUUGGAUUUUGUUCAGAUCAGGGAACUUGUCUGCACAAAAAGCAGAGCAGUUCCCUGGACAAAAGUAAGGUGCAUGUACUGUAUGAAAGCAGGUUUUUAUUUUACUGAACUUAACGUGUAUUCUGUACAAUACGGCUGUUCCACAUUCGUGCACCACCGAGAGUUUGCAACGCAUUGGCCAAUCACAAUGAGCGAAAUUUGUCGACCCAAUGUGCGUUUGGAAAGGGUCGACAAAUUCUGCAUGAAGUUAAACACUUGAAUAAUUGGACAAAGCUGGAUUUUUUUUGUCUAGUUGUCAGCCAUAAUAUUUAAGCUAACUUUCAUGUUGAUAAAUUUUUUGUUUUACAUUUUACCCAGUUUUGCCAACCAGGAAAAAUGACUGUCUCUGGGAAGUCUGACUGUACAUUUAUGUGGCCCGAUUUCCCUGGAAUGAGCAACUUUAUGACACAUAUUUGAUCGUUUAUUUGGCUAUAAAAGUAUGCUGUGUCAUUCUAUGUUUGUAGCUACUUUUUACUUUUUUUGUGAAUUUAUAUGGUUUAGAAUAAAAUACCACAUGCUGUAAAGUAGUAUA